AUGAGUCUGGUCGGAACCUAAAGGGAGAAAGAGCGCGCCGGAGUGUUUUUCAAAAGAAUUUACGGAAAAUUUAAGGCCCUUUUCUCCCCCGAUACAUUCGUUUUAACUACACGUUGGGGAAUCAUCUUCGAACUUCAUGGCAAAUCUAUCGGCGUGCAACUCGAUCGUAAUGUAAGUGCGCGAAGAGAGAAAAGGCGAAAAUCGAAAAAUAACAAAUUAUAAGGGUGUUGUCGCGAUCGCGCGAGACGCAAGUGGACGUUGCAGUUUCGUGAGAAGAAAUCGCUAUUCGGCGCGAUAACAAGCGAGAUAAUUCUGAAAUCUGACGAUAAGCAGAUAGAGAAGUGAAUCAGGCAGAUGAGAAGCGGCGGAUGAAAGUAUCGAUGACACUACCGCUAGAGGAAAGGAUAUAAUUCGGCAAAGGUUCGCCACUUCCCUUCUUUCUUCGAGAACUUUUGACGCGGCAAUCUAUCCGAGCACCGCCCUUCACGGUGGUGGCUUAAGGAUAUCACGAAGGAUCCAGAAUGCGUCCCGGCCUUUCCCGUGAACUUGUCGGGAGUAUCAGACCCUUUAUCGGGAACAGAGAGAAAUGAAGUUAUCAGUGUCGGCUUACACAGCUCAAGCCAGUGCUCACAAGAAUCUCUGCAGCUAUCAACAACAACGUAGCUACGGGGCCACAAAUCAAGCGUCCGCGGCCCGGACCCCCUCAGACCUCGCAACGGUCCUUCCUGCCCUCAAGGUGGAUCGGGGGGAGAAGGAGGAAGGACAAGGAGAGGGUGGUCCGGUGCCGUCUUCAGCGGGUUACAGCGGUGCUUCCGGUUCGAGAAUGGGCCCCGGACCCGAUUCUGGCAGCAGCGCUCCCUCUUCGGUUCCCCAGUCGUUGGCUACCUCAAGGGACGACGAAGAUGACGAGGAUGAUGACAGCAGUAGGCGGUCGAAUGGCCACGGAGGAUCGAGAACAAAGAGCAAUCAACGGUGGAUGAAACUGCGCACAACGGUGCAAUUAUCUUCCGCGAUCUCUACGAUUCAGAAGAAACCACCACUGAAGCGCGAGGACUCGUUCCUGAAGAGGUUUUCCACCAGACAAAUACCGGAGAGCCAGGAGACCCUCGACACUGGCGAGGGUGAGGGGGAUGCGAACGACGGUAAGGAAAUAGGCAGUCGGCGCCGUAGACGACCUCGUAGACCUCAAAAGCCUCCCAAGACCGUGGUCAAUCCGGAUGAGAACUUUUAUUACUAUUGGCUGAUGCUGCUGUCGGCCUGUGUUCUCUACAACCUGUGGACGCUGAUCGUCCGUCAAAGUCUGCCCGAACUGCAGGCUGUGGCGCCCACAGUUUGGCUCGCUUUCGACGGUUUUACCGACGCGGUCUUCUUUUUGGACGUGGCCGUGCAGUUUCGCACCGGCUACCUGGAGCAAGGCCUGAUGGUCUACAAUAGCAAGAAACUAGCUGGUCAUUACCUCAAGUCCAAGUCCUUUGUGCUGGAUCUGCUGGCACUGCUGCCGCUCGAUCUGCUACAGGUGAAUCUCGGUAGCAACCCCAUGCUGAGAUUCCCCCGAUUCCUCAAACUCUAUCGGGUGUAUAAUUACUACUACAUGGUGGAGUCGCGCACAGUUUAUCCGAAUCUCUGGCGUGUGCUCAAUCUUAUUCACAUACUGCUCAUACUGGCACACUGGUUCGGCUGCUUUUACUACCUGCUGAGUGAGGCCGAAGGCUUCCAGGGCGACUGGGUGUACCCGUACCGGCCGGGCGAAUACGCCACCCUCACCAGGAAAUAUCUCGGCUCCCUCUACUGGUCCACGUUGACGUUGACGACCAUCGGCGACCUGCCCACACCGGAGACCAACGCCGAGUACGUCUUCACGAUAGUCAGCUACUUGAUCGGCGUCUUCAUAUUUGCGACCAUCGUCGGCCAGGUCGGCAACGUCAUCACCAACAGAAAUGCAAAUCGGCUCGAGUUCGAGAGACUCCUGGACGGCGCCAAGACUUACAUGAGGCACCACAAGGUGCCGGGUGGUAUGAAACGCCGAGUGCUGAGGUGGUACGACUACAGUUGGUCGCGCGGCAGGAUACAAGGCGGCGGUGAUAUCAACACCGCUCUCGGUCUACUUCCGGACAAGCUCAAAACUGAGUUGGCGUUACAUGUGAAUCUCUCAGUGCUGAAGAAAGUUACUAUUUUCCAGGAAUGUCAGCCGGAAUUUCUGCACGAUCUUGUCUUGAAGAUGAAAGCGUACAUUUUCACCCCUGGUGAUUCGAUAUGCCGGAAGGGCGAGGUCGCUCGUGAAAUGUUCAUAAUAGCCGACGGUAUUCUAGAGGUGAUCAGCGAAACUGGCAGAGUCCUCACGACAAUGAAGGCCGGUGUUUUCGGCGAAAUUGGUAUACUCAAUCUGGACGGAUUGAAUAAACGCACAGCCGAUGUUCGUUCAGUGGGUUACUCCGAGCUGUUCAGUCUUUCUCGGGAGGAUGUGCUGGCGGCAAUGAAAGAUUAUCCAGAGGCGCAAGAGAUUCUGCAAAACCUCGGCCGGAAACGACUGAUGGAGGCGCAGAGAGUAGCGCGAGCAUCGCGUCAGCCCACCUCACCUGGGCACGAUUCGUCCGACAACAGUACCGGCAAGAGAAUCGUUGAUAAGCUGAAAAGUGAUGUAAAAGGUCUGAAAAACGUUCUCAGGAAAAGCAGGCGCAACACGCGACCGGAAGAAAGCCUGGAGCUUCAACCGUUGGCGCCGAAAAUUCCGACUUUGAAAAGACAGCAGAAAAUCGAUGAGAGUCCGGAUCUGUCUUUGCCCCAUAAUCAGGAGCCACCAAUAUCACCGUUAGGCGCUGGCCUUCCAUUACUAUCGAGACUCAGGCUGCUAAAGGAAAAGGAAGAGAGAGAGGAACGGCGCAACCUAAUGGACACACCAAGCCACGUGAUAGAGCCACAAUUACUGACUUCGGAAACUUUGAAUCCAACUAACCCGAAUCUACCAUUCUUGCAAAGGAUACUUCUGUUGAAGGCGAAGAACGAGCAGGAAGCCAUUCAAGCGGAGAAGGAAGCACCCACCAAAGAACCUAUGUUGACCAAAAACACUAUUCCCGAGGAGACGAGCACGCAAUCCGACGAACCGCCGUCCUCGGAUGGUCAGACUAGUGUUGUAACCCCUGUGACUUCGGAGGCCGAAACAAGAAAAAUAAAUAUAGUCAAGAAGCCUUGGACCACACUGAAAAACGCAUCGUUGACUACCAAGGACAAUUCGCCGCAGAAAAGCCCGCCAACCAGGAAACUGCAGCAAACCAAAAUGUAUGCCUCGGUUGACGAUCUUUCGCCGGAGUACUGUGGCCUGCCGUUCGUCAAGAAGCUCAAAAUUCUCAAUGAAAGGCAGAAAUUGGCCGAGCUGGAGAAAGCGGUCAGAAGUUCGUCCCUCGAUUGCGGUGAGAAUGCCGAGUCGGAGUUUGAUGGCAACCUUACGAGGAGUCACUCAGAGGCCUGCGCUAUCGAGUACGCCAGAAAACUGGCCAAGUACAAUCGGGAUCGACAAAUGGUGGCAUCACCAGUGGAACAAUUAUCGCCGGAAAACGAGACAUUAGAAAGGCGAAACCUGAAGAGCAUUUUGAAGAAGUUGUCGGCCAGCAGUAGAACUGGUAGUAGCGAAAUCUCGGUCACGAGCACACCAAAUCGCGAGGCCGCAACUGCCGAACUGAAGAGGCUGAUGAGAGCGCCGACGAUCGAGGGUUAUGCCGCGCGGCACUCGAAACUGUCUAAGAGCGUAACCUUCAAUAAGUACACACUGCAGAGUCCGCCAUCCGAGCAGCCCCUGCAGUUGUCGCCAAAUCAUGCGCUAUCCGAGUUCCAGGCUCAGUCGUCACUGCCGCCGCCCAAUAAAUUCAGUUUCCGUCCUGUGGGCAGUGUCGGCAUCCUACAAACGGUAUCUCGACCACGAGAAGAGGAAUGCCUGGGCGAACUACUUUCCGGAGUCGGUGAAAUUAUCAAGGCGGGCCUGGUGGAUAUGCAGGGCAAAUUCGAGCGACAGUUUACGUCGCUGGAGUUGGAAGUCCGUAAACGCGAUGAGAUAAUAUCGCAGCUGCAAACACGCAUCCAGGAGCUGGAGCGACGCAAACUACGCAGUGAAGAUGAUUCCGGCGGGGAUAGCACCGAGCACGAUGCUUCCAUAGAAGAAGACCUCGAUGACGAUCGCGAGGAUCAUCCCUUCAUGCGGGACAGUUCCGUGGAUACCGUCCUGACUACGCGAUCACGUGAUCGACAUUCGUCCUCGUCGGUGGGCUCGAGCUCACGUAGCAGGCGAUCGUGGGAAGAGCAUUCAGAAAGGGAGACAUUGGAGUUGCAAGAGCUGCCGAAUUCGAUAGUGCCGCAGAGAUUGUCACAAGAUGUAGCAAUUGACCUGGAUUCCAACAGUGACAGCAGGUCAGACGAUGGGUUUGAUGUCUGCGGCCGUCGUAAUGGUGAUAGCGAUGAGGGUGACGAAGAGGAUGAUGAAGAAGAGGACGAUGAGGACGAUGACGAAAAAAUUGUGCGACAGGACGGCUACAAUAACUGGGAAGUCGCAUUGCUGGCGAAGCAGCUCGAGGCGAGGAGAAGGAGUGGCGAUAAUGCUAGUCCGGGUUCCUAGCGCAUUAACGAGAUUCUAGAAAUACUGUGUUACCUCACAAAUACAAUACGCUCCGAUGGAUGGUGCAAUUCGCUGGCUGGGUCCAGCAGUAGUGCAGCUUUUUGCGAACACGACCAUCGCUCAUACUUACAAUUAGACUUCGAUAACAUGACUAGCUGCAGCGAGACUAUGAUGUAACCUGGUCGGUGGAUGUUAAUAUAUAUUUUUGUUUUUAAUACUUUUUUCUUUUUUAAAGAACACGUUGCAAAAGGAUCACCCAUGGAAGAUCGGUAAAAAGUUCUUUCUCACUCAGUAAAGCAUUAUGCUUAUGCCAUAAGCCUUCCAUGGAUGACCCUUUUGCAACGUGUUCUAUUUGACAUUUGUGAUAAGUUUCUAACUUGAUGAGUCGGCGAUCAUGUAUAAUAAUUUUAUUUUCUUAUAUUGCUUAUAAUAUUUUGCGAAGAUUAAACAAAAUGUUACCAGAGCAACGUUUUGCAGAGCAACGUUUGUAGAAUAAUUGUGUCGUGUAAGUUAUUUUUACGGAGAAUCGAUAACAUUUCAUAUUUUAUAUUUUGUAUGGUACUUUACUACAAAUGCGUAUAAAUAUACUUUCA
Messenger RNA from Linepithema humile (Argentine ant), 5196 nucleotides. The record is from RefSeq and is a predicted model, not a curated record. NCBI's taxonomy places the organism in Eukaryota, Metazoa, Arthropoda, Insecta, Hymenoptera, Formicidae.